AUGGUUUUAUCCCUCUCUGCCGUGGGCCUUUUCGCCUUAAUUUCUGGCGCUCUCGGACUUUCGAAGACCAACCAUCUCAGGCAUGUCGCGCCAGGCUUUCUGACCACGGAGGUAGCUAAAGGGGCACACGCCCAGGGGAGAGGUCGGGCCAAGUUGCGUAGUAACAUGCAUAGCUACGGAUACAACGGGAGCGGCUCGGUGGAAGACAAAAUGGACCUCCUGCGGGAACGAGUCAAAGAGAGAAACAAAGGGGAGCCUGAAUUCCUGCAGGCAUUCGAAGAAGUGCUAUUAUCUCUCAAGCCAUUAUUUAAAAAAAAUAGUGCGUAUUUAGGGGUGUUAGAAAACAUUGCAGAGCCAGAGAGAGUAAUUCAGUUUAGAGUCCCAUGGGUAGACGACAAAGGAGAGCAUAGGAUGAAUAGAGGCUUUCGAGUUCAAUACAGUUCCGUCCUAGGACCAUACAAAGGAGGACUCCGUUUCCACCCCACUGUAAAUUUAAGCAUUAUAAAAUUCCUAGGCUUUGAACAGAUAUUUAAGAACAGCUUAACGACGCUACCUAUGGGUGGUGGCAAAGGUGGUUCGGACUUUGAUCCUAAGGGGAAGUCUCCGAAUGAGGUCCUCUCCUUUUGCAAGUCCUUCAUGACAAACUUAUACAGGCACAUUGGUCCGAACACGGAUGUUCCUGCAGGGGAUAUUGGUGUAGGAGGAAGAGAAAUAGGCUACCUAUUCGGACAGUACAAAAAGCUAAGUAACGCAUUCGAAGGCGUUUUAACAGGGAAGAAUAUAAAAUGGGGUGGAAGUAACAUCCGGGCCGAAGCAACUGGCUAUGGGGCAGUCUACUUUGCAGAAAACGCACUAGCAAAGGUGAACGAUAGUUUGGCAGGUAAACGGUGCGUUGUUAGUGGAAGUGGAAACGUCGCUCAGUACUUAGUCGAGAAGCUGCUUCAAAAAGGAGCCACCGUUUUGACAAUGAGUGACAGCGAUGGGUACAUCUAUGAACCAAAUGGGUUCACGAAAGAACAGCUAGCUUAUGUGAUGGAAUUGAAAAAUGUAAAAAGAGGAAGACUGAAGGAGUAUGCAGACUGGUCUACUACGUGCAAAUAUGUUGAAAAGGGAAAACCUUGGGAGAUCCCAUGUGAUCUUGCCUUUCCGUGUGCCACUCAGAAUGAGAUUGACAAAAAAGAUGCUGACUUGUUAAUAAAGAAUAAAUGCAAGAUGGUUGUCGAGGGAGCAAAUAUGCCAACCCAUAUUGACGCCAUGCAUUUAUUGAAAAAAAGCGGUGUUGUUAUUUGCCCGUCUAAGGCUGCCAAUGCGGGGGGCGUAGCCGUCAGUGGAUUGGAAAUGAGUCAGAACUCGAUGAGACUACAGUGGACCGGGGAAGAGACAGACCAGAAGCUGCAGGCUAUCAUGAAAAGCAUCUACGAACAGUGUGACGGUGCGUCUAGGCUUUACCUUGGCGAGUCUGACCUCGUGGCGGGAGCGAACAUCGCAGGUUUCCUCAAAGUUGCCGACUCGUUCCAGGAGCAGGGCGGGCUGUGA
Molecule: messenger RNA, 1536 nt
Organism: Plasmodium coatneyi
Lineage: Eukaryota; Apicomplexa; Aconoidasida; Haemosporida; Plasmodiidae
Product: Glutamate dehydrogenase
Exons: 3
Coding region: 1-1536 (511 amino acids)
Cellular component (GO): cytosol
Molecular function (GO): L-glutamate dehydrogenase (NADP+) activity
Source: RefSeq, a predicted model, not a curated record